Messenger RNA from Brassica oleracea var. oleracea, 3069 nucleotides. RefSeq lists its product as uncharacterized. Lineage: Eukaryota; Viridiplantae; Streptophyta; Magnoliopsida; Brassicales; Brassicaceae. The transcript is spliced from 4 exons. The record is from RefSeq and is a predicted model, not a curated record. Gene Ontology annotation, molecular function: RNA-DNA hybrid ribonuclease activity; nucleic acid binding. Bases 1 to 3069 code for a protein of 1022 amino acids.
AUGCGGACCCCUGGAAGAGUUUUAAAGCUAGUUACUCUUAAGGCCAAGCAGGCCAAUGCCCUCUUCUGGUCUCCCACUGGCAAACACAUGAUCAUAGCUGAUGGGUUAAAUGGCAAGCUUGAGUUUUACAUUGUGGAUAUGCUUAUGACUAUGGCAACCGUUGAAAACUUCAUGGCCCAUAUCAAGUGGGAUCCAACUGGAAGGUACGUUGUAACUGUAGUGGCAUCAGCGGUGAUGGAGGAUGGGUUUUACAUUUGGUCCUUGUAUGGGAAGCUGCUUUACCGAACACUCAAGGAACUUGUCUUUCAGUUUGCUUUGCGUCCAAGACCACCGUCUUUGUUGUCGGAGCAAAAGGAAAAAGAGGUGAAAAAAAAUCUGCGGCCAUACGUGGAGAGGUACGAGGAAGAAGACAAAGAAGUCUUGGAUUUGUUAAGCAGGCAAGAGAUGGAGAAGAGGAGAGUGAUGGAAGAAGAAUGGGAGAUGUGGAUAAACAAGUGGAAACAGCUGCACGAGGAAGAGAAACUCCAAAGAUUAAAGAGAAUUCUUCCGGAAUUGAUUUCCGAGACUCAAUCAGCCUUUGUGGCUAAGAGACUGAUAACCGAUAACAUACUGGUGGCGCAAGAAAUGUUUCAUGCUCUUCGAACCAAUCCGAGCUGUAAAGAAAAAUUCAUAGCAGUCAAGACAGAUAUGAGUAAAGCUUAUGAUCGAGUGGAAUGGAGAUUCAUGGAGGCCCUGCUGCUGAAGUUUGGAUUCGACCAUCACUGGGUAGGACUGAUAAUGAAGUGUAUAUCCUCAGUCUCCUAUCAGGUUCUUAUCAACGGGGAGGCAAAAGGUCAUAUCAUGCCAUCGCGGGGUUUGCGCCAAGGCGACCCGCUAUCCCCUUUCCUUUUUAUUCUCUGCACGGAAGUUCUUAUAUCACAUAUAAAACAUGCAGAAUCCUCUAAGGCGAUUACGGGUAUUAAAAUCGCAAGAGAGAAUCCCCCAAUCUCCCAUCUCUUAUUCGCGGAUGAUAGUCUGUUCUUCUGUCGAGCAGAUCAACCUCAAUGUGAGGAACUGAUGCGAAUCAUUGACGUCUACGGUAAAGCCUCAGGACAACAACUGAACAAAUCAAAAUCUUCAGUUCUGUUCGGUUCUAAGGUCGUAGCGUCCUCUAAACAAGGUCUGAAAAGAUCACUUGGAAUAACAAGAGAAGGAGGAAUGGGGAUGUAUCUUGGGAUGCCCGAAAAGAUAUGUGGCUCAAAGAAUCAAGUCUUUUCAUUUGUUCAAGAGAGGAUGAAUGGAAACAUCAACAACUGGUCGGGUAAACUACUUUCACGAGGAGGGAAAGAGGUGCAAAUAAAGUCCGUAGCACAAGCUACACCGACCUACGUGAUGUCAUGCUACCUUGUACCUCAAGGGAUUUGUAAAAAACUAUCCGCUGCUGUGGCGAGAUUCUGGUGGAGCACAAAAGAAAAUAAUAGAGGCCUCCAUUGGGUGGCUUGGGAUAAAAUAUGUGUUCCAAUAGAUGAAGGGGGUCUUGGCUUCAGAGAUUUUCGAGAUUUCAACCUUGCACUGUUAGCAAAGCAGGUAUGGCGACUCCUUGUGUAUCCUAACUCUCUCCUAGCGCGCGUCCUCAAAGGACGGUAUUACCGGCACUCGAACCCUUUGAGAACAGGGAAAGCUCAUAACCCAUCCUACGGCUGGCGCAGUUUGAUGGCGGCUAAGCAUGUGCUUGAAGGAAACCUAUGCAGAACAAUUGGAACGGGAGCGAGGACAAAGGUAUGGGAGGACGUCUGGAUCCCAGGAUCUCCGGCUAGACCGGCACGCCCAGCUCAGCUGGACUAUGAUCCGGACCUAAGAGUGCAUCACCUUAUAGAUUUUGAAACGAAGCAGUGGGAUGAGGCCUUCAUCUCUGAGGUGAUAGAUGCAGUAGAUAUUCCAUUGAUCCUUGACUUAAAAAUAAGCAAGACAGGACGUCAUGACGGCUAUGUCUGGAAGCAUACGUUAUCGGGGAACUAUACUGUGAAAACUGGAUACGAAGUUGCAGUGGCACAGAGGAGAAACCAGAGUGAUAUCCAGGUUUCCGAACCAAGUAUACGGGCUCUAAAGACGAAGGUAUGGAAACUGAAGACUGCGAGGAAGAUAAAGCACUUUCUCUGGCUAGCUUUAUCGGGCUUUGUAGCUUCUGCAAGUAAGCUCGUAGAAAGACACUGCGGUACAGACACAACAUGUCAGCGAUGCGGAUCAGCAGUGGAAAACAUCAACCACAUUCUCUUUGAAUGUCCACCAGCUCUACAAUGCUGGGCACUGUCUGAUAUCCCUUCACCUCCGGGGCUUUUCCCGUGCUCAUCUUUGUUUGUGAAUUUCGACUAUCUUCUUCAACAAGCGUCCAUAAACUCUAGCCUGUCCGAGUCCUUCUCGAUGUUCCCUUGGCUAGUAUGGUAUAUAUGGAAGGCGAGAAAUGAUAAGUGUUUUAACGGCAAAGACAUAUCACCGGUCGAUACACUCCAGCUAGCUACUCAGGAAGCCAUAGCAUGGAAAAUAGCUCAGCUGGGAGAACCUCUGGAGGACUCAGAUGUGACAACGAUGACGCAAACAAACCAACCUACGGGAACGUCUUCGGCAGACAUCUGGACCUGUCAAGUGGAUGGAUCCUGGUCGGCUAAAGAAGAAUGGAUGGGGCUAGGCUUUGUGUUAUUUGCAAAUGAGGAGAUUAUCUUAGAAGGACAGAGGUGCUGCACUCGCGCACAAGCACCACUUCACGCCGAAGCGGAGAGCCUAAGCUGGGCUAUGAAAGAGGUCACGAACCGCGGAUUCCAUCGAGUAAGAUUUGAAUCUGACUGUCAGCAGCUGGUCAACAUCAUCCUAAAAGAGGAGGAAUGGCCUUCAAUGGCGAAUGAAAUAGAAGACAUAAAAGCUACUGCUACAUGCCUUCAAAAAUUUGAGUUAUCUUAUAUAUCUCGUUCUUUAAACUUCCGUGCGGACUCCUUAGCUAAGGGAGGACGAUCACGUGCUUUGAGAUUUGAGAAUGUAAACACUUUGGUUCAUCAAGGGCUCGCUCAUGCAGCAGGCCUAAACGAACCAGUUUGA